Molecule: messenger RNA, 10126 nt
Organism: Dreissena polymorpha
Lineage: Eukaryota; Metazoa; Mollusca; Bivalvia; Myida; Dreissenidae
Product: 5'-3' exoribonuclease 1-like
Exons: 28
Coding region: 1625-4312 (895 amino acids)
Biological process (GO): rRNA catabolic process; nuclear-transcribed mRNA catabolic process
Cellular component (GO): nucleus
Molecular function (GO): RNA binding; 5'-3' RNA exonuclease activity
Source: RefSeq, a predicted model, not a curated record
CAUUUUCCGAAGAUAAAUAUUGAUUUGAAUAAACUUGGGGAUAGUGUAUGCAAUAUAUUUCUGUGUCUAGGUAUAGUGAUUUAUCUGGUGAAUGCAUGUUUUAAAACUUUAAAUGAGACUCUCAGGGCCGUAAGAGAUCCGUUAAAAACAAUCGACUGUAAUAGUGCUCAUUCUUCUUGAAUACUAUUAUUGAUUGGAAUAAAUUUGACGAUAUUGUUGUGUGCGAGCAUACAAUUGACACCUUUAGAUCAGCUACUAUACAGUAGGAUUAAAUAAAUCCACCCUUUUUUCGUUGUGCCCAUUUUGAACGACUCUGCAACGUUCGCAUCAACUUCUAGAUAAAUGGGCGUUCCAAAGUUGUAUCGAUGGAUAUCGGACAGAUACCCAUGCCUCUCCGUGGACGUGAAAGACAUUCAGAUACGGCACCUGACAGCUCAAGGCAUGGUAUUAAUAUCUGCUUAACAGGAGCCUAACUUGCUUUGACGAGGACAAGGGAAAAGAGAACACAGUCGUCUUCUUCAUCGUCUACGUAUUAUUAAACUAAAGAAAAGACGUAUAUCUCAGUGAUGCAGUGAACUAUUUACAUAAUGCUCAUGUUACAAUUGUGUAUAGGCGUAUCUCGAAUACAUUUAAAGAGGCAUCAACAUCACUAAAAGGAAACUAUUAUUAUGAAAAAUUGAAAUCCAUGCGAACCGCAAUUAUUGCUUCCAUAUUUAUUGUAUGUGUUUAAACUCUAAGAGAGCAUUAUUUCCGUUUUGUUUUAAAACAAAACUAGCAAUGCAGUCUGAAAAAUUGGUAUGAAUAGGUGUUAAGGUACAAGAGUGAAACUUCUAGGUUUGCUUGAUUGCUCGUUCAACAAAAUAAAUAUUACAAUAAUUCAUGGAUUUUAAUGUGCGUUUUAAAGCUAUCAUAAUCCCAUUAUUCAUGCUCAUAUAGUGAAGUGUAAGUUAUUUGAACACAAUAUUACACAUGUUUAAAAUUAAUAGUUUCAUGGUUGUUUUAAUUGAACAGUUUCGGUUAGUUUUUUACAUGUCUAUGUUACGAUACAUUAACAAUGCUCAGAAAAAUGUCUAUACCACUGACAGGACUUAUCAGCAGAGGUAAAUGAUCACAAUAACUUAAUUUCAGGAUGAAUUAAAAUUGGUUGAUUAAGAUUGACAUACUGUUUUCAGGUUUAAUGAACAUUGUUGGAUUAUCUUUAUAAACAAAAUUUCAGGAUACAUUAAUGAUAGCGGAAGGUUGAAUUUAGAAAGAUUUGAAAAAUACCUAGCGGAUCUUUCCAAGAUUGACUAUGAUACGUUUUGCGAACGAAUCAAAGAAAGGUGUAACCAGGAUACGUCCAUAGCUAGACAGACUACGAACCAGUUGUCAACGCCGGAGAGCCCUGCUGAUGAAGCUGAUGAGGAUGUCUAUUGAGCGGACGUGGUAGCUCCUGUUCCGAACUUGCAGAUGCGCCGGAUGUGCUGGAGCUACGCUGGACGUAGACAAGAUAAGACUCAGUUUCGCAUCACGCGGCGUAUAUGACUUAGGACUUACGUUCUCGAACGAUUCAAAGAAAGCUGCGACCAGCGAAGAGCAGUCCCAACUUUCCUCAGCAGCCAGAACACUUCAAAAUGACCAGCAGAUGGCGGACAAUUCCGAAGGACGGACCGAGUCAAACUCAGAAUUGAACGAAAUAUAUAACAGACGCACCGAGGGACCUGAUCAGGAUACGUCCAUAGCUAGACAGACUACGAACCAGUUGUCCACGCUGGAGAGCCCUGCUGAUGAAGCUGAUCAGGAGGAGAUUAGUACAGACCUGGAGGAUGACACUUCAGUGAAGAUGAUGAAGAAGAGGGAAAAGUGGAAGAGGAGAAGGAUGAGGGGGAAAUGGUGGCGGCGGUUGGACAAGCUGAAGACGUACGAGUACCCAUUGGAUGGUUAUGAUGUUUAUUACGACGGCUACGACGCCGCCGCCUACGACGACGACGCUUACGACGACGCCGCCGCCUCCUACGACGCCGCCGCCGCCUUCUACGACGAACAAGCCGCCUACGACGACGCCUACGGCUACUACGACGCCUACGCCUACGACGACGCCUACGGCUACGACGACGCCUACGCCUACGACGACGGCCAUGACCACGAUGAUGAUGCUGGUGAAACCUCUCAUGGUGAGAUGUUAGAUGAAUUGAAAUUGAAUGAUGAAUUUCUCCAGCACAAGAAGAAUUACUACAUGACCAAGAUGAAAUAUGAACAUCUCACUGAUAAGGUAAUUCAAGAACUGGCCAAAAGCUAUGUGCGAGGAAUUCAGUGGAUUCUGCUGUAUUACUAUGAAGGGAUGCCGUCUUGGAGUUGGUUCUACCCACACCACUAUGCGCCUUACAUGAGUGAUGUUAAUGAUUUCAAUGACAUGGACUUGACCUUUGACCUUGGAACCCCGUUCCUGCCAUUUGAUCAGCUCAUGGCAGUGCUGGAUACAGCCAGUAAAUAUCUCCUGCCUCAACGAUAUCAGAGAUUAAUGACCGAUGCCUCGUCGUCAGUGAUUGAUUUCUACCCCUCUCAGUGUGAGAGAGAUCUCAAUGAAAAGAAGCAAGAUUGGGAAGCCGUGGUACUGAUGCCUUUCAUUGACGAGAAGCGUCUUCUUGAAGCCAUCAGUUGUGAGUCCCACUUACUGACAGAGGAGAAGUCUCCUAACAAACAUGGUCCCCACUUGCUGUACACUUACUCCGAUAAUGAUGUCAACCAUGUCAGAUUAACUGAGAUCGAGAAGGAUGCUUUUCACCUCGCCUCAAAUACGCUGAAGAAGGGGCUUAUUGAAGGGGCUAAGCUGAACGUAUUCUAUCCUGGCUUCCCAACCUUCCAAUACAUACCUCAUGAGGCUAAAUUCCAAGAGGAAUGUUACAAAAUGAUAAUUUAUAUCCCGGAUAAUCUGUGUAGUAAGGAUAUCGAAAUGGUAGCAGAUGAAUACAUUGGUAAGGAGAUCUACGUAAAUUGGCCCCACCUAUACGAAGCAAAGGUCGUGGCGGUCUGCAAUGAAAAAUAUAGUUACACCAAGGUUGAGGUUGACAACUCAAGUGAAUCAGGAAACACGCGUCCAAGUAUUAAAACGACGCAGCAUGACUACAUAACUGCUGAAAAAUGGAAAAGGGAGAGAAAUUCCAUCGUACAACGAUACGAUAAAAAAUGUCUGGGAGUCAAGGUCAGCAGCAUCACGAUACUACUCAGAGCUUUGCCGAUGACCGGCAUGAAAUACAUACCGGCAUCACAUGGAAGGGUUACCGUAGAGAAGCAGUUCGGGAACCAGCCUGUGACAUUUGCCUUACAAGCAACAGUUAAAUUCUCUGACUUAACAGCGCAUAACUCAAGUUCCUGCCAGUUCACAUCGGUGACGGACUACCUGCCAAAUGGCUGCCAGGUGUUUAUGCUGGACUAUCCUUAUUACGGAUGCCAAGGGGAGGUGAAAGAUCAUGAUCUGGAGAAGCGGCGUGUCCGAAUAGAAUUGUCUGCCAUCACGGAACCCAUCCUCGAUGACAAGUUUACCAACUUGGCGGAUUUUGAACAUAACGGGGACUACUUCCCCGUAAAAGAGCUGGCAAAGAUGAACAAUAUCAGUGAUCGGAAUAUCGGACUGUUCAGUCGACUGACUGGGGAUGUAUUCAUCAUCCCCGGAAACGCAGAGGAAGUUAGUCAACAGCAGAAGACAUGGGUAAAUGUGGGUUUAAACUUGAAGUCGUUAAAAAGCAAGGAGGAAGUACCUGGCCUCACCAAGUUUGACAGCUUCCAGUGGCUCUACUCCAAUGAAUGUGCGAAGAUUUUCAAGGAGUACAAUAACAAGUUCCCAGAAAUGUUUGAGUUGUUAUCCGUGUGUUACGCGAUGGGAUAUGAUAACGUCUACGAGUCGGAUGUAAUACCUCCAAAUUGCUCCAAAAAGCUGAAGGAUGUCGAGGAGUACAUUAAAGGGCUUGCAUGCACAAAUGCUAAAUCACAGAUAGGGGCCAAGAUCGUUCCUAAGGAUGUUAUAUUUUUACUGCAACGGGAGAUUGACAAUAUGAAAAUUAACAGAAAGAUCGAAACGAAGCAAGUGAGACCUGACGUUCUGUAUCGGCCAAUCAUUACUAGUGGAACACUGAUUCCGGACCCCAGCGCCACCUACAAGCUGUUUGACCGGGUGGUUAACACGCGUCAGGAAUUUGCAGUACCGUUCGGACUCCGAGGAACGAUUGUAGGAAUUUAUCCAGAAGAGAUCGAAAUGAACACACUGUUCGAAGUGCUGUCGAAGUGCUGUUUGACGCAGACUUUUCUGGCGGUAUCGCUAUCAGAGGCUACCUAAUGCCACCGUCUGCCCUUCUGAACCUGUCUCAUGGCAAGCGCAAGAAAGGUCACAAAUAAAACAUUAAGUUUGUGAAAAAAGAAAAGAAAGACAAGAAAAAAAGAAAAGACAGAAAAGAAAAGAAAAAGAAAAACAACAGAAUAAUUAUUAAUAAAGAUGAGUUGUAUGUAAGUGGGUAGAACAGCGUACUGGACUUAUGAAGUUUUAAUGCGUUUCCAUUUUUGUUCAAAUAUAUGAAGUGUAUCAUUGUUUAGGGCUAUUUCUUUUUCAAUUUGAAUUUUCAGUUUUAAAUAAUUGAUAAAACAGUUCAUUGUAGGUGUUAUUUUUCUGUCUUUCAUACUGAAUAUGAAAUAUUUCAUUAAUAUAAUUAUGUAAUUCACAGCAUUAUUAACUUCUUGUAUUUUGAAGGUAUUUACCCCUAAACUGACGUUUAAGUAAGAUAGUUUAACAUUUAAUUGUUGUUUCUCUAGAAAUGUUGUCAAUUGAUUUCAUAGAGAUUGAAUAUGUUUACACUCCCAGAAAAGGUGUUCUAUUGUUUCAAUAUGUUCAGUACACAUAUCACAUAGAUUUGUAUUGGAUAGGUUGCACUUAAAAAGAUAUUUAUUUGUAGCUUUGAUUCUCUGGAUGUAUUUAUAUUGAGAUUUUCUUAGUGUGCUAUCAGUAGUUGAUUUAUAUGGCAUGAUAAAUAUUUGAUUCCAAUUUAAUUCUUCUUCUUCAAGAACGUUUUGCCAUUUAGUUUGAGCUUUAGAGAUUUCGGUAGGGUUUUUAAUUUGAAGUGUGUAAACUAUUUUGUUUGUUUUGUUUUGUUUUGCAAUUAUGUUUUCUAUGAAAGUUUUUGAGUACAUGGUGUGUUAUUUGUAUUGGUAACAGCUUUAAUAUGUAUGGGUAUACUUUUGAUCAAUGUGUAGUACGUUAGGAAAUUACUUGUAGGUAGUCCGAAUAUGUAGCAUAAGUUAUUAAAAGAAUAGAAGUCGUUUAUUCUGUAGUCGUACAAUUGAUCAACAUAUUUUAUGUUUCGUUCAAACCAAUGUUUAUAGAAAAAUGUUUUAUUGUUAGUUGUUAUGUCUUUAUUGUUCCAUGAAAUGAUUUUACUGUUUAUUUUGGUUUCUUAAUUUUGAGUAACUUUACACCAUGCCGAAAUAACGUUGGAUAGAAAUAUGUUUUUGGUUGAAAUUUCAUCUAAGAUAUUCUUAUCGAUAUUACAUUUAAAAAGUAAGGAGUCACCAUAUGUUUUUAGAAUUUUCUGGUAGAAUAAUUUCCAUUUACUCGUAUUGGUAUUAUCUAAAUAUCUUUUAACCCAACUUCAUUUGAUUGCAUUCAGGAAUGAAUCUAUGUCUGUUAGUCUAAUUCCUCCAUAUUCUACUGAUUGAAUUAAUUGAGCUUAAUUUUAUCAGGUUUUCCGUCCCAUAUAAAAUUAAAUAUUUCUGAUUUUAUAUCGUCAAUAAUAUCAUUUGGUGGGUUUGGGAAAACUGUUAGUGUAUACAUUAAAUUAAGGAGUGCAAACGUUUUCAGCACAGUGUUUUUUCCUAUGAGUGUAAGUUUACGAUGCUGCCAUGAUUUUAAACAAUUUUUUAAUUUUUGUACUUUUGGCAAUAUAGUUUUUAGAACUGUUUCAUUUUCAUUCUUUGUAAAGGUUAUUCCUAACGUUGUUGCUUCAUUUGAUGUCCAGUUGAAUUUCAUUUCGUUUUUAAGAUGAAUAUUACUUUGUUUAAAUUUACCUACUCGUAGCACAGUGCAUUUACUUUUGUUUAGUUUAAGACCCGAUGCUUUUCCAAAGAGGGUUAGCGAUUCUAUAAGAUUAUUGAAUGAGACAAUGCUGUCAUUUAAAAAAUAAGUUGCAUCAUCAGCAAAUAGGGACUGUUUAAUUUCUUCGUCAGGUUCUAGCGAUAUUCCUUUUAUAUGAUUAUUUGAUUGGAUAUAGUGUGAUAGAUACUCGAUGCAAAUAAUAAAUAGCGAUGAUGAAAGUGGGCAUCUUUGUCUUACCCCUCGUUCUGUGUUAAAACUGUUUGAGAAAAAGCCAUUGUUAAUAAUUAUGCUGUUAAUAUCGGUAUAGAAUAGUUUAACCCAUUUUAUUAGACUUUCACCGAAAUUCAUAUUUUCUAAGCAAGAGAACAUAAACGAAUGGUCUAGUAAAUCGAAAGCCUUUUCGAAGCCCGCAAAGAAAAUGAAGCCAGAAUUGUUUGGUUGGUUGAAAUAGUUUAUGCAUUCUUGUAUCAGACGUACAUUUUCACCAAUGUAACGUCCUUUAAUGAAGCCAGAUUGAGGACUUGAAAUGAUUGAUGGUAAUAUUUUUUAAUUCUGUUUGAUAUACUUUAAGUUGCAAUUUUAUAAUCAUUGUUCAGUAAAGUAAUCGGGCGCCAGUUUGAUAAGGAUUCUAGGUUUUUUCCAGGUUUUGGGAUGAGUGAUAUUAUACCUUGUUUUUGUAGUGUAGUUAAGUUUUCGUUGUUAAAUGAAUAGUUAAGUGAAUUAAUUAAAUGUGUUUUAAUAUCAUUCCAGAAUAUUUUAUAAAAUUCGAUUGUGAUGCCAUCAGAUCCUGGACUUUUGUUAUUUUGCAUUUCUUUUAGUGCUAGUCCACAUUCAUAUUAAUUAAGUAAUCCGUCGCACAAUAGUUUUUCCUCUUGAUUUAAAGCAUGAUGUGUAUUUUUAAAAAGGGUGUUAUUUUCAACGUGUUUUCGUUUAUAGAGGGUUUCGAAAAAUAAACGUUGUUUUUCUAGUAUUUGACUUCUGUUUGUUUUAUCUUCGCCAUUAACUACUAAUUUGUGUACAGUUUUUUGUUCACUUCUACGUUUUUCAAUGUUUGCGAAGUAUUUUGUAUUGUUUUUCCAUUGUUUUCAACAUGCUGUGCACGCGCUCGUAGUAUUAUUCCAUUUAGCUGUGUAUGAUAUACUCCUUCUAAUACUUGUUUGUUUGAUAUUAUUUCAUUUUCAAUGGCGGUUGUCUCAUUUGUGUUUGUUUCAUGCAAUUGUUAUUCAAGUGUUUAAAUGGUUUUGAUGGUUUCAGUUUCAAUGUGUGUUUCUUUUUGUUUAAAUGAUGUGUAUCUAAUUGUUGUGUUACGUAUAUUUCCAUUAAUUUCUUCCCAUAAGGUGUUUGGAUUUGCAUCUUUAUUAUUUUGAACUGUGAUAAAUAUUUCAUGCUCUAUUUGUGUUUGCUAUUGUGUAUCAAAUAAGAUGCUGUUAUUAAUUUUAAAGUAUCCUGGGCCUCUUUUAGGCUGUAUUUUGUGCAGUUUAAGUUCAACUUGCAAAGUAACUCAGAUAUUAAAAAAAUAGUCUAAUCUACAAAAUAUUGUGGGUUUUGUGUUUGAGUGCCAGGUGAAUUUGCUUUCGUUUGGAUUUACUGUACACCAAAUGUCUAUCAUAUUGUAGUUUUCAAUUAUGUUAUUCAAACUGUUUCUAUUUUUAGGAUGAGCAUAAAGGUUUCCCUUCUUUUUAUCUAAUAAUGGGUUCAAGACAGUAUUGAAAUCACCACCGAUUAUAAUAUUUUUUUCUUGGUUAGUAAUAAUAAAGGAUUGUAAUUUUUCGCAAAAUGUGGAAUCAUCUAUGUUAGGACCAUAGACGUAGAUUAAUGUUAUUUGUGUUUCAUGUAUUUUUAUAUCUAUGCUUGCUAGUCUGUCAAUUAUUAGUUCGUUAAAGUUAUCGACUGUGAUCCCUAUAUUAUUUUUUAUCAGAAAGGCAAUGCAUAGUUUAUUAGUCUGUUGGUCACUGAGAUAGAUGUCUCCGUUCCAUUCAUGUUUUAAGGUUUGUGCUAAAGUAUGUGUCAAGUGACUUUCUUGUAAAAGGCAUAUACUAUAUUUUUUCUCGUCUAACCAUUUGAAGAUUUUAAUGCGUUUGUCUUUGUUAUUUUGCCCUUUAACAUUUAAAGUACAUAAUUUAAUCAUUUAAAAAGGUGGAGGGUGAUGUUAAUGAUAAUUUGUGUGUGCUUGUCCAGUAAGUUUCUAUUUUAAAACAUAUCCAGAUGGUUUCUAUUAUAAGACAUAAGAUGUUUACACAUACGAACAAAAAUAGAAAACAAAAAUUAGGGAUACAAAAAUAUGAAUGUUCCAUAGAAAGAAGAAGUAAAAAGAAAUAAUCACAAGAGUGAGAAAAAAACAACAAUUAACGACUGGUCCCCAAUAGAGACAUACAAAAGCGCACUUCCGUACAUAGGAAAUACACAAACUAAUUGAAAUAGUGAUCUGAGAAACAAAAAGUAUAUAUAUAUAUUACACCGUAGUUGUAUGGUAACUUAUAAUAAUAAUAAUAAUAUAACAAUAAGAAUUACUUAUUUGUGUGUGGAGGGUGGUUUGGUGCGUGUGUGUUUGUGUGUGCUGGUGUGUGCGCGCGUGUUGUGCGCACGUGCAAUUCGCGUAAUACGCGUGUUAUGUGCAUGUACGUGUAAAGGAGUAUGCGCGCGACUUCAUUUUCGUGUAUCUAUUAUUUCUUACGCAAGAUGUUUCAUCCGGAUAGAAAAACAUAACCAAUGUUUUGUGUGUGUUAAUUAACCCAUUUAUGCCUAGUGGACUCUCCCAUCCUUCUUAAUUGGAUCAAUUUAUUUCCAAAAUUAGGAAUGUCUAGUAUAUUUAUUUCUAUAUUUAGAAUAUCUCUUACAGAAAUUGCUUUAAGCAAACAGCGCAGACCCUGAUGAUACGCCGCAUCAUGCGGCGUCUCAUCUGGGUCUACGCUGUUUGCCAAGGCCUUUUUUGCUAGACGCUAGGCAUAAAUGGGUUAACACCGUAAUAGCAAUUUCAUUUUAACAUACAUACAUUGUUAAAACUGUCAACGGCUUUAAUAAAUUUUUAUGGGAUUUGCAAUCAACGUUGUACCUAUGUUGUAAUCAUGGUUUAAAUGUAAUAAAUGCCUUCAGUAAUCAAACAAAAGAGUGUAUGUUCAUGUAGCUGUGCUUUUUGUGCAAUUCUGUUUAACUUAUCGAUAUCUUAUAAAUAAGAAAUAUAGCUUACCACAGAUUGCUCAAUGUCUGUGAAAAUGUUUGUUUACAAUUUUGCAGAAAUACAAUCUGAUUCUGAAAUGCUGUUUGUUUUUACCAUCCUUGAAGCGUAAUUAAUUUACUUAUUGUAUUGCAUAUGUUAGUACAGAAACGUACAGAAUUGGUAACAUGUUUUUUUUUUUAGAGUUUUGAUAAAGGUUUUAAGUAUGAAUUAACCUUUCUUUUAUAUAUUGUAUAACUUGAUAUUUUUUAAUGUUAAUGUGUUGUACAGUUUUAGCAUCUGUGUGCAUUUUUUACAUUCGCAAAAUAUUUGGUUUUCGUGUCGUACCCUUCAACACAUUGUGCCAUAGCUCGUAGCAGUAUUCCUUUGAUACUGAUUUUGAUUAGAUUAUUUAAUUUACUGCACACUUGCUCACUUGUUUGCAUUUUUCUAAAUCAUUACUGCUUUGGGCUAGUUGCUGUUAUACAAUCCUGUCAUAUUUAAUUGUGUCAUCUCGAUUAAAAUAUUUCCCAGAAUAAAAUUUUCUUAGCUUCGCGAUUGAUAAGUGUAAUUUCCAAUAAGGACGUUCUUUGACAUCUUUGAUGGUCGUGUUUCCAUAAAUAUGAGUUAUUUAUAAAAAAAAUAUCCUGAACCUCUGCAAUGGGAAUGUAAAUCGAUUAUAAAAUAUACUAUAGAGUGUCCCGAAAUGAAUCCUGGAAAAAUGUUGCAAUACAAAUACCAGUUUUAUUUUUAACGAAUAAUAUACUGUUAAUAAAAGUAUACAAUGAAGGUUGUCAGCGAUGUAUGAUAAGAACCGUCUAAGCAAAUAGAAGCUGGCGGUAUGUUAAAUGCUUGUAUUCCAUUAAGUUAGUUGCGCUUUGAUAGCUUUAGUAAAUAAACGUGUGUAAAAUCUA